GCAGUGCAAGCAUUCUAGAGCUGGAGGCAGGACACUCCAUUUCAGUUGCUUGUCUUCCGCCCUCCUCACAAAUUAAGCACAAAAAAAAAACUGCCACCACAUAUUAUUGACUUAAAAAAACAAAAUCAAACAGCCAUCAAAACUUCAAAUAAAACCCAGUAUUGUAGGAGGUGAAGACAAGGAGGCAGAUUCUCUUUUCCUUUGCCCGUCAGUCCUGUGGGGGAAGCAAUGUCAAGUGAGGAGUAGCUGAUUGCGUACGGACAGGGAACAGAAGACAGCAGAGAGCAGGUAAGGGCCUGAGACACAGAGACACAGUCUCGGGACCAUGGGACAGCAGCUGAGCGAAGAGAACGACAAGGUGGAGAUCGACGUGGCGGAGCUGCAGGAGUGGUACAAGAAGUUUGUGGUGGAAUGCCCCAGCGGCACGCUCUUCAUGCACGAGUUCAAGGGAUUCUUUGGGGUGACAGACAACCAGGAAGCGUCAGAAUACAUCGAGAACAUGUUCCGGGCUUUCGACAAGAACGGGGACAACACGAUUGACUUCCUGGAAUAUGUGGCGGCAUUAAACCUGGUUCUGCGCGGCAAGCUGGAGCACAAACUGAAAUGGACCUUUAAAAUGUACGACAAAGACGGGAACGGCUGCAUCGACAAGACCGAGCUCCUCGAAAUCGUGGAGUCCAUAUACCGGCUGAAGAAGGCAUGCCAUGGGGACACAGAUGAGACAUGUCACCUCCUCACUCCAGAUCAAGUUGUGGACAGGAUAUUCCAGCUGGUCGAUGAGAAUGGCGAUGGCCAGCUGUCUCUGGAUGAGUUCAUCGAUGGGGCGCGGAGAGACAAGUGGGUGAUGAAGAUGCUGCAGAUGGACGUCAAUCCCGGCUGCUGGAUCAGCGAGCAGCGCAGGAAGAGUGCCCUGUUCUAGCGUGGCGCAGGCGCUCCAAAACAGGAUCUCUCCCGCGAUUCAGAGACCUCUCAGCCAUCACUCCUAAACCUUACGGUCUUCCACUCUUUUUUCCGUUUUCCUUUUUUGUAAAAAGAGGUUUCGGCUGCACUACUCUGCUCUGAUGGAGGCGUUCUGUGUAGAAGAGCUUGAAAGGCUCGAAAGGUUUUCUAGUCGAUAUGAGUUAUGUCUUUGUGUGGUAUCCUCCUGUCCCUGUAUUGGGAAUUCCUGUGAUGUGAAAUGGAGUUCCAAGAGAGGAGUGAUAGACAUGGAGGGACAACCUAGUUCAUGCAUCUCUUGGCACCAAAUGGAAAAACCCCUAUUUUCCACUGGAUUGGGCUGCUGCACAAUCCCUACAUGCAUCUGAACAUUCUAGAAUGCAAGCCAACAAACUGGGCAUCAUUGUCACCAGCAAACAGCAUCGUUUCAAACCUUAUAGUCCGCUGACACUAUUAAUCCGGAAUGCUUUAGGAGCAUCUUCCUAGGCUGUAAUUCAUUCUUAUGUAAGAAACAAUGGGUCAAAGUGCUUUUUUCCUGAUGUUCUUAAGGUCUUAGGAGAUUGGAUGAGAGCAGCUACUGCCCACACUGUUCUCAGUGAAGGAAAGCACUCAACAGCUCAUUACAGGAUUACAAGGCUCUUAAAACUUCACUUACAGGCUUGUAACAUCUGAGUGCUCUAAGUUGAUGCCUCUGCACUCUCAGCUCUGUGAGGGGAUACCUCCUUAUCAAGGCCUGAGGGAGCCUUUUUAUUCCAAAUUUUAAAAAAUCAUUUUGUCCAGAUUUCAUUCAUUGAUCGCCAACGUAUAUAUCUCUCUCCAGCACAAAUUAGGAUUUAAAUGUUUUAAACUGUUAACCCAACCUACAUCAAACACACUCAGAUGCUUAGGGAGCUCUCGGUACUGCAAAUGGUGUUUAUAACAAAUCCUAAUCUCAUAACUUCCGCUCUCCUACACAUAUACUGUAAGUUUCGCACCCGGGUCUUCACUUAUAUACCUAUCACCCAAUCCACACUUUUGCUGCAGCUCCCUAUCUCUUUCCUCACAAAAUUUAGGAGGGGAGUGUGGGCAGGCUCAUCCUCACAGAUAGGCUGCUAUUCCCUCUGCUAGUUGAAUCACGCAAAAUACUCUCUACAUUUGCUCUCUAAAUUUCACUUUAUAGGCUGUUUCCCAAUAUGCACACUUGCGGUCUUAUUCCCUUCAUGUGCGUGUUACUGAAGUCCGAAUCGGAAGGGACUUCGCUGAAGGGAAUUACCCCUAAUUCCUCACAGAAUCAUGUUCUAUAGCGAAGAGAUGUUGCCAAGGAGAAUAAUAUAUUCAGGUGGCAGUAGAUUUAACUUUUUUUCAGUUUUAAAACGUGUAAUAUUUUUAUGUAAAAACAGAAUUUCAUUGGACUAAUUUAGAUUGAUACUGUAUGUAUUCUAGGUACAAAGUUUUGACAUAAAGCUUUUAUUUCAUUUCCCCAUUUCGACCGACGAAUACUCGUUUGCCUGAGGGGUAUUUUGUACUAGGAAUGACGAAGUAUUUAAUACUAUAAAGCUCUGAGGUAUUGCAAAGUUUACCUUAUUUCGUUUACUUUAAAUUGACGUGAAUGAACGCAUUAUGUUGCUCGUACUGUAUUGUCAUUUUUAUACUGGGACAGACGAGAUGAAAUGUACUGUCUUUGGUAGUACAAAGCUGUGAAUAAACAGCGGUAUUGCAAAGUUGUUCCUAGAUAACUUCGCCUGUUUUGAUUCAAGCCUGCUCAAUAUGAAUGAACAAGACCUGUCACUACUUCUGUGCAGGUUUAGACAAGACCAAAUUUAAUUUCAUCAAACUCCAAGUGGAGAAGGAAAUAUUAUUUUAGAAAAAUAUCUACAAUAUCUAAAAAAACAUGCACUUAGCCACUGGAAAACAAGCAUCAACAACAGGAAAACAUUUUUACUCUGAGUUGCGUAACCAACACUUUUAUAAUGCUACACCCUUGAAUGAUCAUGAACUUUAAAUCCCAACUUCAGUGGAGUAGGACUUAGGGUUUUGGGCUACAGCUGGGACAAGACCACUCUCUGCUCUCUAUAUUUUUUCCCUUUAUCGCAUUCUUUGGAACCGAACUGAACUACUGAAAAGCAAGACAGACCAAGUGCUUGUAGAAAUGCUACUGUACCAGGACAGUGUUAGAGUUGCUAAGCGAAGCCACUAGUCCUGACAACUAGUUACAACUGAUAGCCAAUCUUCUGACAACAAGUUUCUGUCUGAAACAGAGAUGCUUUGAUGUGGUUGUUUUUCCUCUCUGUCUCUCUCCGAUGGUAGUGUUCUUAGAAAUCCCAGUUGUGUGAUGGCCUGUCAGAUUUUUCUCUCCACCUUUUGUUUGUCUUUGCAUGCUUCGUGACUUGUUGCCACUUUACUGUAUGUAAACCUUUUCAGUGAGAUUUGUUUUCUCUCUACCAAAGGAUCUCCUUGAAAACACCAGAGGAGCAGGGAUGUCUGAUUCAGCAAUCAGUGCUGCUAAAGCAUACUGCUAAAUCUGUGCUUAAACUGCUGAAUAAGCACUAUAAUGUCUUCCUGUCAGAAUUUCAGUUGCACCCCCUCAUCUCUACACUCAUUUAGGUACAACCCCUAUGACCCGCAGACAGAAUUCAUUUAACGAAUGUAAUGAACUUGGGAUAGGGAAGGGGGAGGUUGUGAAACCCCCCAAAAGUUUCACACCCCUGUCCUGACAUACACGUGGCCUUUUUGUUUUGUGAAACAGUCUCUGCAGUCCAUACAGCUUGAAGUCUUCUCAGUCAGCUCAGGUUUGCUUUCAAAGCCCAUUUCUAACAUCAUGCUUUCAGUCUUGGUUUGUUCUCAUCAUUUGUGCAUUAUUAAACAUUUCCUAGCCUGUGACCCAGCUCAGAACCUAACAAACCAUGUUGCUUUUAUUCAAAACCAUGCUCCUGAAAGGAACGUCCUUCUAGAUGUUCAGGAAAAGGUGGUCAGAAUUAUGAGAACAUUUUGGGUGGGUUUCAUGAAAAUACAAUUAGAUAACAUCAAUAAAACAGGAGACUAGAGACAGCCAAUGAUACCAGCGCUCACUGGUUUUGGCUACUUAUGGUUUUUCCAUUGUCUGGGAAACACAGUGUCCUAUUCAGGCAGUGCUAUAUUCUCACUAUGCUGCAGUGAAUGGAUGUGAAGAUUGUACAUACUUAUCUGGAUUUAGCACAUUUUUAGGCAAUACAGAAAAAAACUUUGUGCUUUUAAUCACUGAGACAGAAACACAUAAGCAAGACCAAUAAGCAAAAGCUGCUAUAAACUUUGUAUAUAUGAUUGCAAUAGAUUUUCCACUUUCUGGACAAAAAGGUAAUCCUGCUUGAAUGUCUAGGAUUUGUUGAAUUAAUGCUGUAUCGGUUUAGACCAACACUGAAACCUGGUUUAAAAAAGGAGCUUCAGUGCAGAUUACUGUAUGUUGACUGGACAGCAUUUUGUACUGUAUGUAUGACUGUAAAUAAAGAAUGUUUUAUUUAUAAAAGCCAAGACUGUGAUGUUCUUUUAGGAAAAUGCUGUGCUAUAAGAGGCAGGAAAGUGCAAAGCUAAUUACACUCUCUCAAAAGGCCUCAACCCUAUGUGCCUGCUGCUUGAUAUACCUAAUAAUCAUAUACUGUGGUAUAUUUGUAAGGUAUUUUCAGGUUUCCCAUGUAAACUCUAAACUAUCCAUUCAUGAUGCUGUGACAAAGGAUCCCACAGACAAUUUCUCUACUCUCUAGGAAUUUCCAUUUAAUUGGUAGUACUUAUUUUACAAAAGCAAUGUUUUGAAUAACUAAAUUCCUCUUUAUUUCAGGUUUUCAGAUUUUUAUUAUUCUUCGGAAGUCAUUACAAAGUCUUAACAUAGGUAUAGCAAACUAUUGUCAAAAUGACAACCACAGAGGAGAGCAGCAUGUGGUCACAUAGCCUCAUGCAGGGCCUGAUGCAGACCGUCACUGAGCAUUUCUUUUAUUUCCACAGUGGAUUCAAAGCAGUGCUUGUACUUUCACUUUGUGGAAAACACACCCUGUCCUGGUGAAGCUUUUAGUGUUGCCCACAGAGGCCCAAAACAUUGCUAACUAUGAUUCCUGACACUGGAGAGCUGAAUCAGUGUCUGUUGGCUGCAAAGAAACGACAUGAAAAUGUUGAAAAUCCAUGCUGAAUCCCAUGCUGAAAUCCCAAUCCCAUGCUGAAAAGUAGAAAGGAAAAACACAAAAAACGUGUCAAUUUGAACUUCUAUUUUUUUUUGCAUAUUUCGGUAAGUGAGUGUACAAUAGCUUCCAAGUAUAAAGAAACCCUUUCAGGUCUGGUUCAGGUUUCAUUGCAUAUCUGCCAUUUGCACACUUUUGUGGUUCCAAAUCUCACUUUAAAACCUAUGGUGGUGAAGGUAUUUGUGGUGCACUAAUAGUGAGGGUUAAUACACCCGGACUACUGGAGUCUUGAGGAUUGUAAUCCGCAGAUCACCUAGCCUGAGUAUUGACAUCAUUCCUGAUGGGAAAAGUCUAUUCUUGACUCACUGGUUCCACGUCAAUUGGAUUUCCAUGAGCCAAUUUGCUGUACUCCUGCAUUAAGUCUGGCUCUUAAGAUCAUGAGGCUCUAACAGGAAUGUUGUCUGAUCACAGAGGCAAUAGGUCUUGUUAUUUCCACAGCCCAUUGGCAAGAAUUUCUGGGUCAUGCCACACAAGUCUUAUGGGUAAUGGAUAUUUUUUAAACAAUGAGAGUGACAAUGGAAUGAUCCUUCAGGGGAAUUAUUCAGACUAGGAGUCUAGAACCUAGCAUUCCACUUUUAUUGUUCGCAUUCUUCAUUAGCUUACCAUCUUGAUCAGCCAGACUUCACCACUUUUUUGAUUGACAGGAAAAACAAACACCUUUUGCCUUUUUUGAAAACUUGUAGAUCAACGUAGGCUGUAGACAUUCAGGUCUAGUGUAAAAAAAAAUAUUUAUGGUGAAAUAUUCACUUGCAACUUAAAACAUUAGAAAGGAGUUAAUAAAGAGGAGUCCUUUUAGCCUACGUCACUCAUUAUCUGCAAUCACAUGAUCAGUGCUGGCCAAUCAACAUAACCUGCUUGUCUUUGAGAGGAAACUAGAGCACCUGCAGAAAACACACACAAACAGGGAAAACAUACUGUACACACUCUACAAAGACGGCAACUCAGUCUGGAAGUCUGGAAACUCAAGACCCAAAAGCUGUGAGUCAGGGAUGCUAAUUACUAUGCCAUACUAAUUUCAUCUCCUCCGUCAAGAAGCACAGAGGAGGAAGGCCAGGAGAUCCUCUGAGAGAUGUGAAGUGAAUUACUGUACAAUUGGA
This is a messenger RNA of Lepisosteus oculatus (spotted gar), 6217 nucleotides long. RefSeq names its product guanylyl cyclase-activating protein 2. Gene Ontology annotation, molecular function: calcium ion binding; calcium sensitive guanylate cyclase activator activity. Gene Ontology annotation, cellular component: cone photoreceptor outer segment; photoreceptor inner segment. NCBI's taxonomy places the organism in Eukaryota, Metazoa, Chordata, Actinopteri, Semionotiformes, Lepisosteidae. The record is from RefSeq and is a predicted model, not a curated record. Gene Ontology annotation, biological process: visual perception.